Messenger RNA from Anolis sagrei ordinatus, 1268 nucleotides. RefSeq names its product OX-2 membrane glycoprotein. Gene Ontology annotation, cellular component: axon; cell surface; neuronal cell body. Gene Ontology annotation, molecular function: cell-cell adhesion mediator activity. Lineage: Eukaryota; Metazoa; Chordata; Lepidosauria; Squamata; Anolidae. The record is from RefSeq and is a predicted model, not a curated record. Gene Ontology annotation, biological process: negative regulation of neuroinflammatory response; heterotypic cell-cell adhesion.
AGUAGGAGGAGCUCUACAAGACUGUAGGAAGGGCAGAUGUUUCUCCGUGCUUCUCUGACCGACCAAUGGCUUUUUCUACUCUUUUAUCUUGAGGCAGCAGCUGUAUUUGGAUGCGUUCUUCUUUCCACUUUACAGUAACAUGCCUCCCAAGGUGAAUGAAGGUAAUUGUUCUUUGUGGAUUUUCCAGAACCUAAUUGGGUGUAUCAUACUUAUAGACCUCUGUAGGAUACAAGGUGCUGUAAUUACACACAACAAAGAUGUGGAACUGGGUGGCAAAGCAACCUUGAGAUGUACACCAUCAAAACUGUAUGAGACUAUUCAAGUUACAUGGCUGAAACAAAUAAAUGGAAGCCUUGUAAAUAUUGCAGUGUAUCAUAAUGUAAGCGGUCCAAAAGUUUUUCGGCCAGAAAUGCAAUUCAAUUUCACAGUUUUAGGACUCAAUGAAACUGCAAUCACCUUUUGGAAUGCUAGCAUCCAAGAUAAUGGGUGCUACCAAUGCAUAUUUAAUACAUUUCCUUCAGGACCUGUCACAGGGAAACCCUGUCUUUCUGUUUAUGCUCACCUCGACACCUUUAUACACUACAAAACUUCUGAAACACAUACGAGUGCCACCUGCUUUGCAACUAGCUUCCCACGUCCUCAGAUCUCAUGGCACACACCAGGAGGCAAAAUGAAUGAGACUCAGGUCACAAAUCCCAAUGGUACAGUGACUGUCAUGAGCGGCAUCUUUGUAAAUACCUCAAGAAGCCAAGCUGAACAAGAACUGAUCUGUAGAGUUAAACACCGAGGAAAAGAAGUCGACCUCAAACUGGCACUACCAGGAAGAGGUCACAGUCAUCAAAAUCAUGCCGUUCUAAUCCUUCUGUCGAUAAUGACUAUGGUCCUUCCUAUAAAUUAGAUAUAUCAGUUGAGGAUACAAAUCACAAUGGUUUCAAAGGGAUGUUUCAGACAACCUCAACAUUUAGUUCCAUAAAAUUGACAAACAAAGGACUCAAGAGAUGGUGCCAAUCUAGACUGAAAUAGGCUGGAGUUGUUACUGCAUUUUAAGACUAAAAAAUAAUGAUCCACCAAUCAAGUCUGGGAAAAGGAGGAAAGAUGACAGAGAAAACACUGGAAUCUAGCAGUGGUAUUGUUUUGAACCUUUAGAAAAACUGAGUGAAUGAAUCACAUCAAUUUCAGAUGUAUAACAGAAAUAUGGGCCAAGAGCCCAAAUUUCUUACCUUUUCUAUAGGGAUCAAUUCCUAGCAUUGUUUGUAACUGUGUUACAU